Molecule: messenger RNA, 3667 nt
Organism: Centrocercus urophasianus (Greater sage-grouse)
Lineage: Eukaryota; Metazoa; Chordata; Aves; Galliformes; Phasianidae
Gene: DGKQ
Product: diacylglycerol kinase theta
Biological process (GO): intracellular signal transduction; lipid phosphorylation; diacylglycerol metabolic process
Molecular function (GO): ATP-dependent diacylglycerol kinase activity
Source: RefSeq, a predicted model, not a curated record
AUGGCGGACGGGGCUCGCUCGCAGCUUGGCGGCAGCCCGGCCCCUAGCCCGGUGCUGGGCGGGCGGGGCCGCGUCUCGUCUUCGUCGUCGUCCUCCUCGUCGUCCGCCAUCCCGCCGGGUCACAGCUUCCGCAGGGUGACCCUCACCAAACCCACCUUCUGCCACUACUGCACCGAUUUCAUCUGGGGGCUGGCCGGUUACCAGUGCGAGGUUUGCAACUUCAUGUCCCACGAGAAGUGCCUCAAGAAUGUCAACAUACCUUGUUCAUGUAUUGCUCCCAGCCUUGUAAGGAUUCCAGUUGCACACUGUUUUGGGCCUCCAGGGCAUUACAAAAGAAAGUUCUGCACGGUGUGCAGGAAGUCACUGGAGUCACCUGCCUUUCGAUGCGAAGUCUGUGAGCUGCAUGUCCACACAGAUUGCAUCCUGUUUGCUUGCAGUGACUGCCGGCAGUGUCACCAGGAUGGGCACCAGGACCACGACACUUACCAUCACCACUGGAGGGAGGGAAACCUUCCUUCAGGAGCUCGUUGUGAAGUUUGCAAAAAAACCUGUGGCUCUUCUGAGGUGCUGUCUGGCAUGAGAUGUGAAUGGUGUGGCAUCCUGGCUCAUGCUGCUUGCUACGUAGCUGUCUCACCAGAGUGUACCUUUGGACGAUUAAGGAACAUGAUUCUUCCUCCGAGCUGCGUGCAGUUAUUUUCUCGCAACUUCAGCAAGCUGCACUGCUUUCGAAUAUCAGAAAACCUGCAAACAGAAUCAGAUGAAGGGGAUGAUAUUGAUGGGUCCACACAGGGGCCAGCAAAAGAUGUCCAAAUUUCAACAGAUUCAAGUAAACAAACGUUAAAGAUAUUUGAUGGGAGUGAUGCAGUGAAACGCAAUCAAUUUCGACUGAUUUCAGUUCCAAGGAUUGCAAAAAAUGAAGAAGUUGUGGAAGCUGCUUUGAGAGCAUACUAUAUAAAUGAUGACCAGCAGGAGUAUGAGCUGCAGACCUUUACGCAGCAGGCACUGCUGUCUGAUGACAUUAUCAACAGGAAUGAUGCUGCAGAAGACAGCAACUUGGGCUUAAUAUUCCGAGAAUCUGUUCCCGAAGCCUGGAUUAUUAGAGCCAAACCAAAGGAUGAGGAGGUGAUCAGAAUUUAUCCUGCCUGGCUGUGGGAGGGAAUGGCAUACAUUUCUCUUCGAGUAAAUAAGAAUAGCACUACACAGACUGUGAUCAAAGAAGCUCUGCCAUUACUUGGAAGGCAGACGGGGUGCCUCCAGAAUUUCAAGCUGGUUGAAGUGCUGAUGGGCAGUAAGCAAGUUCAGCGCAUGGUGUUGGACAAUCAGGAGCUGAUUCUACACAGACUCGAAGACAUAAGAAAGAUUUCAGUACGCCAGAUGAAUCAAACAAGGUUUUACAUAGUGGAGAACAGUAAAUCCGCUGUACAAGUAAAUAUGUUUGUUGGUGGGCUCCCACCUCUGCUUUCCCCUGAAGAGUACAUGAAUAUUCUCAAGGAUGAAUUAGCUAUCAAAACAAACGUAGUAUCUCUGAGUCAUGUUUAUCAAGCACAAGGAGCUGUUGUACUCGAAAUUUCAUGUUUUUCUGAAGCUGAAAGAAUAUAUAUGCUAGUUAAGGAUACAACUGUCAAUGACAAGCCUCUGAAUGCUGUGGUGAUUCCAGAAGUUAUGGCUUCCAAGAUCCCGCAGAACUGCUGGCCACUGCUCGUAUUUGUGAAUCCAAAAAGCGGUGGUCUGAAAGGUCGGGAUCUGCUGUACUGCUUCAGAAAGCUGCUGAAUCCACAUCAGGUCUUUGAGCUUACCAAUGGUGGUCCUUUGCCUGGGUUUCAUACGUUCUCCAAAGUCCCCUCCUUCCGAGUGCUGGUGUGCGGAGGUGAUGGCACCGUGGGUUGGGUUCUUGGUGCACUGGAGGAGAUCAGGCACAAGCUGGUGUGCUCAGAGCCUUCUGUUGCCAUCCUGCCUCUGGGAACAGGUAAUGACUUAGGACGAGUUUUGCGCUGGGGAGCUGGCUACAGUGGGGAGGACCCCUACUCCAUCUUGGUUUCUGUGGAUGAAGCAGACGACGUUCUGAUGGACCGCUGGACUAUUCUGUUGGAUGCUGAAGAGCCUGCUGAAGGUGCAGAGAAUGGCAUGGCAGAAUCCGAGCCCCCCAAGAUUGUACAGAUGAACAAUUACUGUGGUCUUGGCAUUGAUGCAGAGUUGAGCUUGGACUUUCAUCAUGCUAGAGAAGAAGAACCAGGGAAAUUUAAUAGCAGGUUUCACAACAAAGGAGUCUAUGUUAAAGUUGGGCUGCAGAAGAUAAGCCAUACCAGAAACCUUCAUAAGGACAUAAAGCUUCAGGUUGACCAGCGAGAGGUGGAGCUACCAAACAUAGAAGGACUCAUUUUUAUUAACAUACCCAGCUGGGGGUCUGGAGCUGAUCUCUGGGGCACUGACAGUGAUGACCGCUUUGAGAAACCACGCAUUGAUGAUGGCCUGCUGGAAGUUGUUGGUGUCACUGGUGUUGUUCACAUGGGUCAAGUCCAGAGUGGUUUUCGUUCAGGCAUCCGCAUAGCCCAGGGCUCAUAUUUUCGUGUAACGCUCCUAAAGCCAAUUCCAGUUCAAGUUGAUGGAGAGCCCUGGAUUCAAGCCCCAGGACAGAUUAUUAUUUCUGCUGCAGGACCAAAGGUUCGUAUGUUGAAAAAAUCCAAGCAGAAAAAAAAAACUGGAAGCCUGAGAGAGAUGAGAGUGGAUAGCAUGUGAGUAUGUGGAGGAGGACCUGAACAGAGACCUGUGCUCAGAAUGGAUGCAGCACAACUGAAGAUAGCUCGGUAAAACCGAGCUGACAACUGGUGAAGAAGCAUUGUUUAUGAGUGUGCCUUCAUUACAUUUUGAUAGUACUGGGUUCUACUUAGUCUUUCAGAGAUAGUGCCUCGUUGUUACAAGUAACUGUUAUGUACCACUUGCCUCAUUUGAGAUGUUUUCUUUGGGUUGCUCUUCCGUAAACCGUUGCCCAUUUUUUUUGUGUCUUUGGCCACCAGGGCCAAAGAAAGAUUAUGAAAUGCCAAGCUUCCUGCUUCUGCUCUCACAAAGACUCUUCCCGUCCUCCCUGCUUUUUCUUUUAGAAAAUUAUCCAUAGAAAAACUUGGUGCAUCCUUCCAUAAAUUAAACUGUGUUGUUUCAAGUUAAUACCUACAGUAACCUCUGUACAAAAGGCAAAGACAUGAGCUGCUGAGAACUCCUUGGAUCAGUCCGAAUAACACAGAUGAAACAGCGCUGCCUUAGAAGAGAGAAAAUACAGAACACAGGAGAGAUGAUUUCUCUAAAAGCCUGUUGUGCUAGGAAGUUGAGUCCAGUUGAGUCCAGCUAUUUCAGAGAGUUUAUUUCAACAGCAGGUGGACAGAAUGGAUGAAGGGCAAACAGCUUUUAAGUAAAUUAUCAGUUAAAGUUGGUAACAAAGCCUGUUUAAAAGGCAUUUGAAUUUCAGCAGCCACCACUCCAAAGUAGAAAAGGAACAAGAAUACCUGGGUCACUGUUGCAGUACACUGUUGCAGUGGCUAUUUUCUGUCACUGAGAGCAUUAUCUUUAACAGCAGGCUUUUCUUCCUGUCUUUUCUUGUAUUAUCUCAUGUUCGCUUAUUUGUUGGGCUGCUAUUUAAAAGCCAGCUCCAAGACUUGUAACUAAUUAGUGUAAA